Messenger RNA from Xiphias gladius (swordfish), 1363 nucleotides. Its product is annotated as EEF1A lysine methyltransferase 3-like. Gene Ontology annotation, biological process: peptidyl-lysine methylation. Gene Ontology annotation, cellular component: cytosol; cytoplasm. Lineage: Eukaryota; Metazoa; Chordata; Actinopteri; Istiophoriformes; Xiphiidae. The record is from RefSeq and is a predicted model, not a curated record. Bases 223 to 894 code for a protein of 223 amino acids. The transcript has 3 exons. Gene Ontology annotation, molecular function: protein-lysine N-methyltransferase activity.
AGACCGAAAAAAAUUAACAAUUAACAAACGUCCUUUUUCUAGUCGUCUCGCGGCGACCUCGCACAAGCGUGUUACAUUCCUCGUCUGACUUAUCGCUGUUUAUCAAACUGACAUGCUAGUUGGCGAUAAUGUUAUCUGACCCGGAAGACGACCAGCCGACGUAAACACAGCAAGCUUUACAGAGUAAAUGCGAUAAUUAACCGAUUUUAUUCACUACCAGCCAUGACAUGUGUCGGGGACGAAGACGACCCUUUUCCCGUGGACGACUGUCUGUUUGCCGAGACAUUUUCUCAAGAAAACCUGUACAAUUUGGUCGGUGAGGAGCUGAAGAUAAGACAGGUGUUCGGGGCCAACCUCGGCGUGGCCGCGCCGGUCUGGGAAGCUGCGUUACACUUGUGCCGUUACUUCGAGGAGCAGUCCGUGGAGCUGGGGGGAAAGCGCGUCAUAGAGCUGGGAGCGGGGACCGGGGUGGUCGGCAUUUUGGCAGCACGCCUCGGUGCGGCUGUUACCCUCACAGACCUCCCUGUGGCUCUCCCACAGCUGCAGGCCAACGUCUCAGCUAACAUGCCGUCCAGUGGUUGGCCUUCCCAUCCUCCCGCUGUCCUCCCACUGUCCUGGGGUGAGGACCACAUGAAAUUCCCAUCUGACUGGGAUCUGGUGCUUUGUGCAGAUAUAAUUUACCUCCCAGAGACUUAUCCGCUGCUUGUGGAGACACUGACUCAUUUGUGCAAGAAUGGUGCUGUGGCAUAUCUCUCGUCCAAGAUGCGGAAAGAGCACGGGACUCCAGGUUUCUACGAGGACUGUCUACCAAGCAGAUUUAAUGUGGAGCUUGUGCAUCGUGAUGACAAACAAAACAUGAAUAUCUACAGGGCAUCUCUAAGAACAGACCAGUGACGACAGGGACAGCUGUCUACAGGCCUGGGACUACGAUUUGUGACUGUAGUAACACCAGUUAUGGCUCUGGUUUCUUGGGUGCCUUUUGAGAGAAUUCUGAAAAAAUUAAUAAGUAAAUGAAAGCAGUGAAUGCAUUCUGUAAAACAAAUCUGUCAGAAAGAGAAGAUCAACUGCUGCUGCACAAUAAAAGUACAGAGAUUCAGAUGAUACUCACUCUCUUUACUUUUAGUAUGUGUUUUAUCAUGCAUGCAGCAAUUUGUUAUGCUUAAUUUGUUUACUCCCAGUGAAUUCUCCUUAGAAAGAAAGGAUCAAAGGAUCAUUUUCCUUAGUUGUCCAUUGGUUUUGUUUUAUUUAUAUAUUUAUAUGGGUAUUACUAAGAGUACUAUCAUUUACUUAACAUAUAUGUAAUAUCCUAUUCAUAUUUCAUUUUUUACACCAGGGACUGUUUUUACAAUACAUGUCUUGAAUA